Messenger RNA from Acinonyx jubatus (cheetah), 3741 nucleotides. It is a transcript of the gene ELOVL6, whose product is annotated as ELOVL fatty acid elongase 6. Gene Ontology annotation, molecular function: fatty acid elongase activity. The record is from RefSeq and is a predicted model, not a curated record. NCBI's taxonomy places the organism in Eukaryota, Metazoa, Chordata, Mammalia, Carnivora, Felidae. Gene Ontology annotation, biological process: fatty acid elongation, polyunsaturated fatty acid; very long-chain fatty acid biosynthetic process; sphingolipid biosynthetic process. Gene Ontology annotation, cellular component: endoplasmic reticulum; endoplasmic reticulum membrane. The transcript is spliced from 4 exons. The coding region runs from base 333 to 1130 and encodes 265 amino acids.
AGGAGAUUUCCCUGUAGACAAGUAGAAAGGGUGAUGGACAAACGUGCGGGCACUAAGACCGCAAGGCAUUCAUUUCCUCCGCCGGUGGAUGCGGACGCCGGGAGGAGGAGAACCCCAGAGCUAGGAGCUGGGAGCCGUGGCCCAGGCAAUGCUCAACCCUGGAUGUAGCUGAGAGAGGCUGAGAGAGGCCGGCCGCCGGAGACCCAGCGGCGAGGGGAAAACCUAGGGGGGGUGGGUGGGGAAAAUCCACAGGAGAGCACUCGAAAUCAAGCGCUUUACAGAUUAUUUUAUUUUGUGUAGAGAGCACGUAGCGACUCCGAAGAUCAGCCCCAAUGAACAUGUCAGUGUUGACUUUACAAGAAUAUGAAUUCGAAAAGCAGUUCAACGAGAAUGAAGCCAUCCAGUGGAUGCAGGAAAACUGGAAGAAAUCUUUCCUGUUUUCUGCUCUGUAUGCUGCCUUUAUCUUUGGUGGUCGGCACCUCAUGAACAAACGGGCGAAGUUUGAACUGAGGAAGCCAUUAGUGCUCUGGUCUCUGACCCUUGCAGUCUUCAGUAUAUUCGGUGCUCUUCGAACUGGUGCUUAUAUGGUGUACAUUUUGAUGACCAAAGGCCUGAAGCAGUCAGUUUGUGACCAGAGUUUUUACAAUGGACCUGUCAGCAAAUUCUGGGCUUAUGCAUUUGUGCUAAGCAAAGCACCCGAACUAGGAGAUACAAUAUUCAUUAUUCUGAGGAAGCAAAAGCUGAUCUUCCUGCACUGGUACCACCACAUCACUGUGCUCCUGUACUCCUGGUACUCCUACAAGGACAUGGUAGCCGGGGGUGGUUGGUUUAUGACCAUGAACUAUGGCGUGCACGCCGUGAUGUACUCUUACUAUGCCUUGCGAGCGGCAGGUUUCCGAGUUUCCCGGAAGUUUGCCAUGUUCAUCACUCUGUCCCAGAUCACUCAGAUGCUGAUGGGCUGUGUCAUUAACUACCUGGUCUUCUCCUGGAUGCAGCAAGACCAGUGUCACUCUCACUUUCAGAACAUCUUCUGGUCCUCACUCAUGUACCUCAGCUACCUUGUGCUUUUCUGCCACUUCUUCUUUGAGGCCUACAUCGGCAAGAUGAGGAAAACAACGAAGGCUGAAUAGUGUUGGAACUGAGGAGAAAGCCAUAGCUCAGGGUCAUCAAGAAAAACAAUAGACAAAAGAAAAUGGCACAAGGAAUCACAUAUGGUGCAGCUACAACAAAACAAAACACAUGAGCAAACACAAAACCCAAGGCAGCUUAGGGAUAAUUAGGUUGACGUAACCCAGUAAGUUUAUGACCCUUUUUGGGUGAGGACUCACUGAGUGCACCUCCAUCUCAAAGGACUGCUGCUGGAAAACCCCAUUCCCCUUUCACUGUCAGUUCUAGGACAAAUGAGAACAAAAGUGAGCCAGAGGCACAGAAAGAGAGAGAAGUAGAAAGUAAACAAAGGCUAUUAACACUAUAUGAAAAAAAAAAAAAAACGUAUUUACUAAGUGUUAUAAUUCUCUAAGAAUGAAAGAAGUUUACUUAAAAAACCUUGCGAGCACAUACACACACAAUCCUUUCUAAUCUUUUUUGACACUAAACUGGAGCCAAUAGAAUAGAUAAAAUGGAAGAGACACAGGGUGGGUAUCUAGAACAAUAAUGCUUUUGCGAAAAGUAAAACCUUUUAAAGAAAGGUUAGUAGCUGUAGCCCCCAAAAGAAAAGAUGUCUUAAUCACCUCUCAUGAAAACGGAUGUAAACAAUUGUAUUGCAACUCAGAGAAAGACUGGUAUCUUUCCCUUCAUAGCACAAGCUCAGGCUAGUGGGUUUGCUAGAACCAAACGGGGCACAAUACUUUUCCAAGGUUCUUCCUGGGAGGAUGGAAACAACGCAGCCCAGUUCCUAAAGGGGCAGCUCCAUCGUGGAGCAUUUCUGAUAGUUUAACUGUAAUUUCUACUCUGAAAUGAGCUAGAAAGGAUUAUCCUUGGUUCAGUUGCCCUGGGCUUUGGAACCGAAGAGUAAAUACAGAAUAGAAAAGGUAAAACUCAACCAAAUGAUUUGAAAAUGGAUUCUGUACUACCUGUGAAAAGAUCCAGCCGGAUAUCACUCUUGAGCUGGGAAAAAGGGGAAAGGACAGGAGGGAAAGUAGGGGGCCGAAGAUGAAUACAACAGACUACGCAUACCCCUCUCUAUUUGACUUCACACACACUCAUAACUUUCCAAAUGAAACCCUGUUGUACAGUCCAUAUUUUCUAUAUUUUUGUGAAUUUCAAAAAGAAAUCUGCAGGGCUCUUCCUGAUAUUGGGUGAACACUGUGUUUCCUCAUCCUCUGCAUUUGCUCCCUAAGCAAUGCAGAGGUGUGUAAAGUGCCCUCUGCUGGUCAAGUGGAGAUACUUCAACAGACACUUCAUGGCAAGUUUGGCUGAACAGUUGACAACAAAGGGCCCCUUAGAGACUUAUCCUUCAAAUUUUAAAUGAUAUAAAAUACUCGUCAUAUUUUUGGCCAAAUCAGAAGACAUUCUUCCUGCUUCAAGUCUGCUUCAGAAAUUUUUUUAAAAGGGACUUUCGCUCUGGAACUCAGAAAAUCAAUUUAUUAAGAGCCAUAUUGUUUAAAAAAAAAAAAAGCUAGAUAAUAUAAUAUUAUCUGUAAUAUUUCAGUCCUUUACAAGCCAAAUAAAUGUGUAAACAUUCCUAGUAUUUCAAAGAAGCAAUUAUGUAAAAUUGUUCAAUGUGAUAUGCUAGUAUUCUAAUUGGUUAAGUAGCUUCAUGAUUAGAAAAACUAGAUGAAACGAUUAGCAGCUACACUGUGUAGACUAUACACGCAUAACCACACGUACAUGCACACAGAUGUGGGGUACACUCAACUUCAAAGCCCAAAUGCAUAGAGACACAUUUUCUGGCUAGCAGAAAAGGAAAACUGUUGUUUAUCUUUCUUGCUUUAUUUGAGAGUGUACAGUAAAAGGGAUUUUUCAGAUUAUUUUUAUAUUAUUUUAGCUUUAAUUGUGCUGUCAUUCAUGAAACAGAGCUGCUCUGCUUCUCUGUCAGAGAUGACAAGGGCUUUCUCAGCAUCUUGUUUAUGUGUGGAAUUUAAAAGAAUAAAGUUUUAUCCCAUUCUGUGUGAAUGGCUUGAACAAUGAACAAAGAAUCCAUGCAAACCAAGUCAUGACUGAUAGACCCAGGGUGGGGGUGGGGCUUUGCAGGGGAGGGAAACUGUUACAUCUGUGUUAAAUUAUUGUGAACAGUCUAUGAUGUCUUGACAUUGGUUCAGGGAUGAGAGACAAUUGACGGAGGGAUGUAUUGUGAUAUUAAGGCAAAAACAGGCAUGAGCUAAAAAGGUGCGACCUGCUAUAACAGCUACUAGGUUCUUAGGAUGCAAAUAAUGUUAUUUUGAGCUUUGAAAAUCCAUGAUACUGUGCAAUAUGCUUUUUUUUUUCCUUAUAAAAGAAAAGGAGCAGAAUAAUUAAAAUGAGAAAAAGGCCAAAUACAGCUGACUUGAGUUUAACUGAAGGACCAGUUAGAGCUUAUCUGGUUGAUUUAAUUUAAUUAUUGAAUCCAUUGAUUUAUCAUUGAUCCUUCAGUGCAGGUUAGAACAAGGAAAUGAGCAUAGACCUUAAAUAGACUCUAAAUGAUGCUUCCAAAGCACUUUUAUCUUGAUACAGGUUCAUACUUGUGUUCACUUGUGAGAUAAUUUAGAAUUUUUGUUUACAGGUUGAAUGUCUAAUAAAUAGUUUUUGAAUUGGCUAAAUAUA